ACAUCUUGUCGUUAUUUUCGCGCGCUUUAACAUCCAUCGAUUUGAUUCAAUUUGAUUCCAUAUAUUUUUUAAGUUUUAAACAGUGUAACUAAAAUCAUAUUCGUACCACACAAAGUUGCAUAUAAAUAUUUGUGAAAACCUUGUUAAUAAACUUGUUAUUCAGGUUAUUAAAGAUACUACAAUGGAUAAGAAGACUUCUUUUAAAGGUCCUCCUCCAAAGAGGUUUAAAUCAGCAGAUGAUGACGACGAAGAAAUGCCAUCUACUUUCGAAGAGCAACUCGCUGUCAUGGAAUGCAAUGAUUUUGAUUCGCAAGGUGUUAUCGGUGAAGGGCCGGAAAAUCAGUCGACUAAUAUAAAAUGGUCGCGGCCUGAUCCGCCGGAUUUAAAAGCUAACAUGGACAAGUUAAUUUUCCAACAAUUAGACAUAGACCAUUACAAUGGGGAACCUAUGAAAGGAAUGCCUGGAUCUCAAAUGGCCCCAGUGCCCAUUAUGAGAAUGUAUGGAGUAACCAUGGAAGGUAAUUCUGUUUGUUGUCAUGUCCAUGGAUAUACACCAUACUUCUAUGUGACAGUGCCCUUGAACUUUGUUGAAUCAUCAUGUAAUGAACUGAAAAGCAAUUUGAACACAGCUAUUUUAGAAGAUUUGCGCUCCAACAAAGAAAAUAUCAAAGAAGCUGUCCUGGAAGUCCGCCUGGUUAAAGCCCGCUCUAUCAUGUACUACAAAGGAGAUGGCGAGAUUACAUUUGCCCGAGUUUCAGUAGCUCUGCCUAAAUUAAUAGCUGCUGCCAAGAGGCUUAUGGAGAGACAACCAACCACAUUUGGCUUAAUGGACCCAUCAUUCUUUGAAACAAAUAUUGAUUUUGAUAUUAGAUUCAUGGUAGACACAUCAGUAGUGGGAUGCAGUUGGAUUGAACUGCCCGUCGGGAAGUGGUCCAAGAGGACAAAAGAUACUAAUGUGAAGCCAGUAUCCAGAUGUCAAAUUGAAGUUGAUGUUGGAUGGAAUGCAUUCAUUGCCCACCAGCCUGAAGGAGAAUGGUCCAAAGUAGCACCAUUUAGGAUAUUGAGCUUUGACAUUGAGUGUGCAGGCAGAAAGGGGGUAUUCCCAGAACCCAAUCAUGACCCUGUCAUUCAAAUAGCAUCAAUGGUUAUCAGGCAAGGUGAAACAGAACCAUUUUUGAGAAAUGUUUUCACACUGAACACAUGUGCUCCUAUUGUCGGGUCUCAAGUACUGAGCUUUCAGUCUGAAUCUGAGAUGUUGGCCAAAUGGUCAGACUUCUUCCGUGAGCUUGAUCCUGAUAUAAUCACUGGAUACAAUAUAAGUAAUUUUGACUGGCCAUAUCUCAUCAAUAGGGCCAAGCAUUUAAAAGUAAGCAAUUUCGAUUACCUAGGAAGAAUUAAAGAUAUCAGAUCUGUCAUAAAGGAUUCUAUCUUGCAAUCGAAGCAAAUGGGCCGCAGGGAAAACAAGUCGAUUAAUUUUGAGGGGCGGGUACCCUUUGACCUGUUACUGGUUCUUGUACGUGAUUACAAGCUUAGAUCUUACACACUAAAUGCCGUGAGCUAUCAUUUCCUGCAAGAACAAAAAGAAGAUGUGCACCACAGCAUUAUCACUGACUUGCAAAAUGAGAAUGAACAGACUCGAAGAAGGCUUGCAAUGUACUGCCUCAAAGAUGCAUACUUACCAUUGAAGUUACUGAAUAAGCUUAUGUGUAUUGUUAAUUAUAUGGAAAUGGCCAGAGUAACUGGGGUGCCACUGUUGUGUUUGCUAACCCGUGGCCAACAAAUAAAAGUAGUCAGCCAAUUGUUGCGAAAAGCUAAAGAUGUUGGAUAUCUCAUGCCUGCAUAUCAUGGACAAGGUUCAGAUGAACAAUUUGAAGGGGCAACAGUUAUUGAACCAAAGAGAGGAUAUUAUGCUGAUCCAAUUUCCACUCUAGAUUUUGCUUCCCUGUAUCCAAGUAUAAUGAUGGCUCACAAUUUAUGUUACACCACAUUGGUGCCUCAAAAUAUGCAAAAGGAGCUAAACUUAAGCUCUGAUGAUGUAACAGUGACACCUAAAAAUAAUGUGUUUGUAAAAUCAACUGUAAGAAAAGGACUACUUCCAGAAAUAUUGGAAUCACUACUUUCUGCACGUAAAAAAGCAAAAGCUGAUUUGAAAGAAGAAAAAGAUCCAUUCAAAAGAUCUGUGUUAGAUGGUAGACAAUUGGCAUUAAAAAUUAGUGCUAAUUCGGUUUACGGAUUCACAGGAGCACAGGUAGGAAAGCUGCCAUGUCUUGAAAUAUCUGGAAGUGUUACAGCAUAUGGCCGAACUAUGAUUGAAUUCACUAAGACUGAGGUUGAGCAGAAGUAUACAAAAAGCAAUGGAUACAAGGAGGAUGCUGUAGUUAUCUAUGGAGACACAGACUCAGUGAUGGUUAAAUUUGGAGUAAAGACUCUAGAAGAAAGUAUGGAACUUGGAAAAGAAGCAGCAGAAUUUGUAAGUUCAAAAUUUGUGAAGCCCAUCAAACUAGAAUUCGAGAAAGUAUACUACCCAUAUCUACUGAUCAACAAAAAACGUUAUGCAGGGCUAUACUUCACUAGACCAGAUAAGUAUGAUAAAAUGGACUGCAAAGGCAUAGAAACUGUAAGAAGGGACAACAGUCCUCUUGUUUCCAAUAUGAUGAGCACUUGUCUCCAGAAGCUCCUCAUAGACCGUGAUCCAGAUGGUGCAGUGAACUUUGCCAAACAGAUAAUCUCAGAUUUACUCUGUAAUCGCAUAGAUAUAUCCCAACUAGUAAUAACUAAAGAACUUACUAAGAAUGAUUAUGCAGCCAAACAGGCCCAUGUUGAAUUAGCAAAUAAAAUGAAGAAACGUGACCCAGGAACUGCACCCAAACUUGGCGACAGAGUGCCAUAUGUCAUCUGUUGUGCAGCUAAGAAUACACCUGCUUACAUGAAGGCUGAAGAUCCUAUAUAUGUGUUAGAGAAUAGUAUUCCCAUUGACUUCAACUACUAUUUGGAGAAUCAGUUGUCUAAACCGCUCCUACGAAUAUUUGAGCCAAUUCUAGGAGAUAAGGCAGAGUCCCUCUUGUUGAAAGGCGAGCACACUAGGACCAAGGCAAUGGUAACAUCAAAAGUGGGGGCACUAGCUGCAUUUACCAAGAAAAGAGAGAAAUGUAUUGGAUGCAAAACUGUAAUGCCUAAUGACUCCAAAAAAGCCCUCUGCGACCAUUGCCUCGGGAAAGAGGGUAACAUAUACAUUACAGAAAUAUUCAAGUUGCGGCAGUUACAGGACAAAUUCUCCCGCCUUUGGACAGAAUGCCAAAGAUGUCAAGGAAGUCUGCACGAGGAAGUGUUGUGCACCAACAGAGAUUGCACCAUCUUUUAUAUGAGAAAGAAAGUAGGAAUGGAACUAGAUUCCCAAGAAAAGACUGUUUUACGAUUUGGAGAGCCUACAUGGUAAAUUAUGUUCAGUAUCAUUCAACCCCAUUAUGUUAUAAGAAUUACGUUGUUUCAUUUAAUGUCAAUAAAAAGAUUGUGUUAUUCUUUA
Plutella xylostella (diamondback moth) is the source of this 3523-nucleotide messenger RNA. RefSeq names its product DNA polymerase delta 1, catalytic subunit (gene PolD1). Gene Ontology annotation, molecular function: 3'-5'-DNA exonuclease activity; DNA-directed DNA polymerase activity; nucleotide binding. Lineage: Eukaryota; Metazoa; Arthropoda; Insecta; Lepidoptera; Plutellidae. The record is from RefSeq and is a predicted model, not a curated record. Gene Ontology annotation, biological process: nucleotide-excision repair, DNA gap filling; DNA-templated DNA replication; DNA replication proofreading. Gene Ontology annotation, cellular component: delta DNA polymerase complex.